AUGUUAAGUGCAGAAAUCAAGGAGUGGCUGGCUGAGUACAAGGGCCUGUCUAGCGCUGAAGUGAACACCUUUGCCUCCACACUGGCCGUCAGCGAUCAGCUUGUUUUAGAUCUGUUCACUUUGUUUGAAACUCCACCAUUCUAUGUGCAG
Candidula unifasciata is the source of this 150-nucleotide messenger RNA. Lineage: Eukaryota; Metazoa; Mollusca; Gastropoda; Stylommatophora; Geomitridae. The record is from the annotation of a GenBank genome assembly.